Paramecium primaurelia is the source of this 1116-nucleotide messenger RNA. The record is from the annotation of a GenBank genome assembly. NCBI's taxonomy places the organism in Eukaryota, Ciliophora, Oligohymenophorea, Peniculida, Parameciidae.
AUGCCUAGAAAAACAAAAGCUCGUUCUCGAUUAGAUAAAUAUUACAACCUUGCUAAGGAUCAAGGAUAUAGAUCAAGAGCAGCGUUUAAAUUGUUCUAAUUAAAUCGAAAAUACAAUUUUCUCAACAAUGCAAGAACAGUAGUAGAUUUAUGUGCUGCUCCUGGAGGUUGGAUGCAAGUCUGUGCUCAAAUAAUGCCUACAAGUUCAACCAUUAUUGGUUUGGAUUUAGUUCACAUUAAACCAAUUCCAGGAUGUAAAGCAUUCACCUAAGACAUUACAACACCAUAAUGUGUAUAAUUACUUAAAAAGGAAAUACCAUAAAAAGCAGAUGUUAUCUUACAUGAUGGUGCUCCUAAUGUUGGAGCUAGUUGGGCUAAGGAUGCUUAUAACUAAAAUGAUCUUGUCCUGUCUUCCUUAAGAUUGGCAUCAUAAUUUUUAAAGAAGGGUGGAGUAUUUGUGACAAAAGUAUUUAGAUCAACAGAUUAUAAUUCAUUAAUGUGGGUCUUUAAUAAAUUUUUUACAAAGGUAGAAGCUACUAAACCUUUAGCAAGUAGAUUUGUUUCAGCUGAAAUAUUUGUUGUUUGUUUAGAUUAUUUAGCACCAGAAUAUAUAGAUGAGAAACUAUUUGAUUCUAAACAUGUGUUUAAAGAUACUGAAACAGAUAUGUUAUAGUAAUAAAUUUAAAAAGAAAUUGUUUCUGUUGAUAAAAUUCUUUAAAAAAGAACUUAGAGACAUAGAAGUGGAUAUGCUGAUGAUGUUCAUUAAACUGUUUAUUAAAUGAUAGAUUUUGAAGAGUUUCUUCAUGCUGAUAAUCCAUAUCCAAUAUUUAUUGAAUAUGCUGGAAUCAAAAUGACUGAGGAAGCUAAAGAAAAAUAUUUGGGUCUUACAAAACCCCCAUAAGAUUAUCAAAUAUUGAUGGAAGAUAUCAAAGUAUUGGGAAAGAGAGAAAUUAUAUAAUUAUUAAAAUGGAGAAGUAAAAUCAAGCAUUUUUUAUCAAAAUAAAAGAGAGAAUAAAAAUAACUACAAUAAUAGGAGGAACCAUAANUUCUACUCCUGUUUAAUCGUAAAGCAAAUAUAGAUUAGAUCAAGAAAACCUCAAUUUGGAAAAUCAAUUGA